AUGUCGGAGCCUGAUAGUGGGUAUCCCACGCCACGCGAUGAUAUAAUAGACAAUAAUCUCGAUCAAGACAUAGAACUAACUCCUAUCAAAGAACAAAGGCUACCUGCAUCUUCUACACCGUAUGCCGGCUCCUCAAUUCGUAAUUUGAAUGAUGUUUUUCAAGAAGGACUCACACCUAUUAGACGUACUCACGAGGAAAAACGUUCAACAGAGGAAGCUAAGAAACUUAUUGAAUUAGUACGCCAUAAAAAACGAAUGAUGGAAACGGAUCAGAACGUCAAAGAGCAGUUGUCAAGAAUCGAAGAAUUGGUUAAUGAAAAGAGUCGAACUAUAGAGUCCUUGGAGAAUCAACUGGAUUCUUUAAAUCAAGAGAAAGAAUGCAUGCAUGAUAAACUGAAUGAAAGUCAACAAGUAAUCGCGGUUACUAAUGUAAAUUUGGAGGCGAACUCAACCGAGUUAGAGGAAAUUAGGAAACAUUUACAUCAAACCAUAAAAGAGAUCAAUGAACUCAAAUUGGAAAAUAUUGAGAAAACCAGUGAAAUAGCUUUGCUUAAGCGAGUUAUUGGGGCGCGUGAGGAAGAAAUGACGAAAAUGGAAUCGAAAAACUCAAACCUGGAAAACGAAGUACAGCAACUGAGGAACUGCGAAACUCUUUUGGCUGAGUCUGAGAAAAAGGUGGAGACUGUACGGCAAGAGUACUUGUCGCACGAAGCUAAGUUAAGGAAGGAAUCGGAAGAAAGUCUUUUCUUACUGAAAAAACAAAUAGCUGAUCUCAAUACGGAAAGAGAUGAUUUGAUUGAGGGUAGAGAGAAAUCUUCGAAGACAUUGCUGGACAAUCGGCAAAGAGAGAUUCAGUUCCUCGAAGAAAACGAGGAGCUCAGAAGACAGUUAGCCAGUACUGAUGAUAAGUAUGAAAAACUUUCUCAAGAAUAUAGAUUAUUACGAAGUCGGGAAAGCGAUCUCCGAGCUGCAAGGGAGAGAAUGGACGGAAGGUUGUCUGAAGUUCUCAAAAGUCAAGAAGACUUGGAGGACUUGAAAAAGAAGAUGACUCGGUUAGAAAAAAAGAAUAGUGACCUCGAAGCAACUUUGAAGCAGAAGGAUUCUUCUAUAAAUGAGCUAGAGGAGAAAGUAAAAGGAUACGCGAAAAAAGUAUCUAUAAUAGCGGAAGACUUGAGAAGAAUGAGCGAAAAAAACAAGGAUCUGCAAGGCAUGAAUGAUGAACUUAUCGGAACCAACAUAGAGCAGAAAACGAAAGUAUCGGAACUGUCCGGUAAACUUGGAACUGUAGAAAAAGCCAUAAAAGAAACUCAAGAAGAAUUACGCAAAUCACAGAUGGAAAACGAGAAACUAGCUCAUGACCUGAGUGAAGUAACGGGAGAGAAGAAAAUAAUGGCUGAUAAAUGUGGUCGGCUCCAGGAAUUGGAAGGAAUCAACACGAAAUUGUCUACUGAAUUGGCCUAUCUUCGGAAGGAAGUUGAAUGUCAGAAGUCGCCGGAGGAAUUUGAGACUAUUGUAACACAGCUUGCCUGUUCAGAAGAACAGAAUCGGAAGCUUCAAGAAGAUAUCAUACAGUUAAGACUGAGAGAGGAUGAAGUUCGGUUAGGUUUAACCCAAGUCGAUUCUCUGAAGUUUGAACUGAAGGGACGUGAAAAUGAGCUGAAAAAGCAGGAGGAGCAACUGGUUAAACUCGAGAAUGAUCUAGUCGCUAUAAAGCAUGAGAGAGAUAUGAUGAUCCAUGAAAGAAUCGCUUUAGUAAACGAGUUCGAAGCUGUUCGAGAAGCACAUGAAAGCGAAAAGUCGAAACUUCUUGAGGACAUUGAAACUCUCAACUCUCGUUUGAUUCAACUUGAAGCUUUAGAUGGUUAUCCUGGCCAAAUGUCUUUUGAUGCGAUGAACAGAACAGUCUGGGAUGUUGUACCAAAACAAGUACGAGGCGUUCUGGAAAACUUAAAGAAAGACUCAGCUGAAAUUCGGAGCAUAGUGGAUAAAAUGCAGAAGAUUAAUGUCGAUGUUUCUGAUAAAUAUGGUAGUAUCCAUAGCUUAAAUGCUGAACAGUUCUCGCGACCUCAGAGCAGAGCAGGUAGCAGCACCUCUACUCUAGUCGGAAGGAAUAUUAAGCUGUUCGAUGAGCUCAUACAGUCUAUGAACGACAUUGAUCUGACUAACUGCGAAGAUGGAACAUCACAAAUACGAGGUUUUGUAAUCAAGUUCUUAAGGAGCGUUGCUUUCGAAACUGAAACGAACGAAAAAUCGAUUCUUCAACUUUUGGAAAGUACAAGCCGUGAGUUAGAGAGAAGGUCUCAACAUCUGAAGAAAGACAUGGUUCUACUAAGGGAACAAUUGAGUGAAGUAAAGGCGGAACACAGAGAAGCCAUUUCUAACCUCAAUGAUCAACGCGUUCAUGUGGCAGCAUCGGAGGAGCACAUCAGAUUGUUGAGAAAAGACAUUGAUACUCGUGAUAAGAGGAUUAUGGAAUAUAGUAAUGAACGCGACAAAUUAACUUUCAAACAAAGAGAGCUCGAAAGAGACGCUAUGGAACGGACAGAAGAGAUGAGAAAGAUGAACAAUCUUCAAAGAGAACUAAUCAUCGAAGUUGAGGCUUUCGUAUUGGAACGGGAGACGAUUAGUAUGGAGCUCAAAAAGCGAGAAGAUGCACUAAUUAAGGCUCUCGCAGAUAUUGAAGAUCUUCACAGACGGCUGAUUUUAACCGAAGAUUCAUUAUCCGAAUGCACCACCAAUUUGGAAUCCCGUAACGCCACUAUCACAAGCUUGGAAGCGCAUAUCAAAAACAUCAAUCGGAAGAUGCAACACGAGUUGCGAACGAAAAAGUACAACCAAGAAACUAUGGAAAUGUGUAUAAAGCUAUAUGAACAAGAAGAAGAAUAUGUGAAAAGGUUACGACGGCGCAAUGCUGAACGACAACAAGUGAUAGACGAAAUAUUAUCUGGGAAGGAGAUGGGCGAGAAAACUAAGCGGAAAUUGAAUCGUUUUCAACAGGAGGAGAGGAACGAUUCUGAAGAUGAGCGAAAACAUCACGAUGCAUGGACAAUUGUUGCUUUAGCCAUCAUGAAACGUUUGGUACUUGCUCCAACUAUGGAUUUCGAGAAACCCGAAGGUCUAAGCCGGCGUGGUGCCUAG
This is a messenger RNA of Auanema sp. JU1783, 3138 nucleotides long. Lineage: Eukaryota; Metazoa; Nematoda; Chromadorea; Rhabditida; Rhabditidae. The record is from the annotation of a GenBank genome assembly.